AAAAGCCAAGAAAGAUUCGCACCUUUAGUAGAAGAAUAAAUCUGGUCUUUGGAACCAAAUUCCAAAAUGAGAUUCUUGGUGGUGAUUUCUUUGGUGUUAGCUUUGCAAAUAAAAGUUGGUGCAUCAUUCAUUGUGACCAUUAAUGAUUUUGGGGAGUUAGAGGAGGGCGAUACGGUCAACUUUACCUGUACUUGGAUUGGAUCAACAACACCGAACACCUCGCUCACCUAUUUCUAUUUCUUUUUUAACCGUGACAUAUCUGGUGCUUUCAUGAACUCUACCUUGAAUCCAGUAAUUGAGUAUGAUAACAGUACACAGAAUUACACGACUAUUUUCAAAGUAUCAAAUGUCCUCGUUGAUCGACGAUUCAAUUACCAGUUUUUGUCGUGCUUCAGUGGUCUGGUGGGCGCCGGGAAAAGAUUGACCGUUCUUUAUGGUCCAGACGAUAAUAAAAUGACACUCUGGGGCAGUGAGACUGGACGGGAAGGGUUUUCUGGCAACUGGAAAUGUGCUGUGAGCGAAUCUUAUCCUGCAGUCAACCUCACUUGGUACAAUGGCUCUACUGAAUUCACUCCUGACUCUAAAGCUGUUGUCACCAGUACUAAUGGUAACUUCAAAACCGAGCAAUGGUGGAAGUUUACCUACACUCGAGAUUACUCUGGGUCUAAUGUCAGUUGUGUAGCCACAGGAUACAAGAAUAAAAGAGUCACUAAAUCUAAGCAGUUACAGGUCAAUUUUGCUCCAGAGCUAGAAGUCAGGGGAAAGUACUUAUACGUCACAGAUAAGGACACAAUGAAGUGUUAUGUAGAUAAGGGAGCCACUUUGAAUCUGACAUGUGGAGUGGUGGCAGCCAGUCCCAUGGCCAGUGCAGUUUGGUCUGGAAGAGGAAGUGACCAAUUAGUAAUAACUAACAUGCCAAGACACUUAAGCUCUACUGACUUUUUUUGUGAAGCUCAAAAUUCCGUUGCCAAAAGUUCCAUUCAAGUCAAGCUUGUAAUACAGUAUGGACCAGAAUUUUCUACUUUCUCAACAAUGUGGGUAAAAGAAGGAAAGAAUUUUACUGUUGAAGCCUAUAUUACUGCAAAUCCACACCCUGUGAAAAUAUCGUGGAGAAAAGUGGGUAGUACAAAGGUCUUGUCUACGAAUUUGAAGCUAAGUCUCCAAAACAUAAGAAGAGAACAAGCAGGGGUGUAUGUCGUGGAAGGCACAAGUCUGAGGAUGAGAGAGAACAACGCGACUGCAGAAGUCACAGGAAACACCACAGUCAAUGUGGUUGUCAAAUAUGGGCCUGGAGACUCCGUUAAGCUGUCUCCAAACUUAACAACGUUCGAAGUAGACGCUGGAGAGCCUCUACCGCUCAUUACUUGCUCCGCCCAAUGUGAACCUGCCUGCAGAUACAUUUGGUAUCAAUACUAUAGGACGAAUACAGACAGAUACAGGGGGUCCACUGCCGUCCUAAACCUCGGCAAUGCAUCAUCUUCCGAUGUCGGAAUCUACAUGUGUAGAGCGAGUAACAACGUCAUUGGAGAUAAUUUUGAAGGAAAUGUGACCUUUGAGCUGCGUGUGAAAUAUGCUCCAGAAAUAAAGUCAGUGACUUUAAAUGGAUACACUGGGAACCCAUACAGUGAAAGUUUUCCCAUCACUGUAACCAGUAUCAUAAGGACAUAUCCAAAUGCCACAAUCACGUGGGCCAUCUCACAUGAAAAAUCUUUGAACUCGUUUUUGCCCUUAGACUCCAGAUACAGUGCUAACCAAACCAUGACGUGCACUUAUGACUGUGAAAUCGCGGCCAUUCUGACUGUGUUCCCUCCCUUGUGUACUGAUACAGGAAACAAGUAUUCCGUGUAUGCCACGAACAGGAAAGGAAACUCCUCGAUAAAAACAACCCACUACAGCAAUACCAUCGCAUGCACACCUCGUCUAGCUAACAAUGCGCCGAUGAAUCAGACCUACAGAACCUGUGAGGGGGCUGAGCUGAAUAUGACAGCAUCAUUUGUGUCUGUUCCUGGACCUUUUAUUUCCUGGUAUCUUUUACCAAAUACCCGUAAAUAUGUGCAUCACCUUGAAGGACGGGUGGGACCCGGAACUUACACAAAAGUAUUUUACAAAACAAAUUACCACAUUCCCGUUAUGUAUAGGCAUCUGUUUGGAACAUAUCUUGUUGAAGCAAACAAUUUCAGAGGAUCAAUUGCAAAGACUUACAUUCGGGUAUUAAAGAAUUCCUCUUGCUCAGAUGAAUCAACUACAGCACUAAGACCUAUCCCAUCCGUAGCUGCCACCUUACCUCCAAACGCAUCCUCCUCUAAGAUGAAUGGCCCAGCUGGAAUCAUUAUGGGUUCUGCGAUAGCGUUUCUUAUGUUGCGAGGAUAUGUAUAGUGUGAUGUGUCAUCUUUGUUAUGAGGAACAAAAGAACGCUAAAAGAAUGUAAAUAAAACUUGGCAAGACUAAUAUUCCCAUGACGAGGGUGCAGAGACAAACACAUCUAGAAGCCCUGAACGCAUCAGGAAGGAAACGCUGCAACAAACUGAAUUUCCUUUUUAUGUAUGGACACUUUAUACUGUAUACUAAAUUAGUUUCGCGUAUUGCAGAGUUCAAUCAUAAUAUUUGUUUGAAAAUACUUCUCGUAUAAUGAUAUACAUGCAACAUUAUUCGAACGCAAGUUCUGACAACUUACUAUUAUAAUAGUUUCUUACCAACUUUCUGUAAAAUUAAUUGUGUCAAAAUUAAUAGAACAUUGAUAUGCACUUGAUAUGCAUAAUUAUAGCUUUACAAGCUGUUUCGUUUGAAUUUCGUUCUACAAGUAAGAAGUGGUAUUUUUAAAUAAUUACAAUAUUUAAUUAAUUGUUGAACAAAACAAAAUAUAUAUUGGUCGAUGCUCUUCAAUGUUGCUUAAUUGUUAUAUGGCGUUGAAUUAAAGUUAUG
Messenger RNA from Magallana angulata, 2922 nucleotides. RefSeq lists its product as uncharacterized. Gene Ontology annotation, cellular component: cell-cell junction. The transcript is spliced from 13 exons. Gene Ontology annotation, biological process: cell-cell adhesion. Gene Ontology annotation, molecular function: cell adhesion molecule binding. The record is from RefSeq and is a predicted model, not a curated record. The coding region runs from base 67 to 2376 and encodes 769 amino acids. NCBI's taxonomy places the organism in Eukaryota, Metazoa, Mollusca, Bivalvia, Ostreida, Ostreidae.